Messenger RNA from Antechinus flavipes (yellow-footed antechinus), 3894 nucleotides. RefSeq names its product inter-alpha-trypsin inhibitor heavy chain family member 6 (gene ITIH6). Gene Ontology annotation, molecular function: serine-type endopeptidase inhibitor activity. Bases 1 to 3894 code for a protein of 1297 amino acids. The transcript is spliced from 13 exons. The record is from RefSeq and is a predicted model, not a curated record. NCBI's taxonomy places the organism in Eukaryota, Metazoa, Chordata, Mammalia, Dasyuromorphia, Dasyuridae. Gene Ontology annotation, biological process: hyaluronan metabolic process.
AUGUCUCGGCUUCAGUCUGAUGAUAUUUGUUGCUCUGAGCUCCGGGCAAGUCCCAGGGAGCCCUCUGGCCCACAGAGAGUGACCCACUUCUCCGUCCGCUCCACCAUCGUGUCUCGCUACGCCCACACCCAGGUUGUGUCUGUCAUGACCAACCCACACUCAGUGGCCCAGGAAGCCAUCUUUGACCUGGAUCUACCUAGCCUGGCCUUCAUUUCCAACUUUACCAUGACCAUCAACGGUAAAGUCUACAUAGCCGAAGUCAAAGAGAAGCACCAGGCUAAGAAAAUGUACGAGGAAGCCAAGAAACAAGGGCAGACCGCUGCCCAGGUGGCCAGCCAAGACGAUGAGGUCAAGAAGUUUAAAAUUUCCACAAAUGUAGCUGUGGGUGGAGAGGUGACAUUUGCCUUGACCUAUGAGGAACUGCUCCCUCGCCUUCUGGGGAAGUACCAGCACGCCGUGAGCGUCAGACCCGGCCAAGUGGUGCCGAAUCUCAGCGUGGAAGUGACCGUAUCGGAGAGGACUGGCAUCGACUACAUCCACGUGCUGCCCCUCCGGACCAGCCACCUGCUGACCAACACUGUCAGAGGUGAGGCUGACUUGCCAACAUCCACCAAGAUUGAAAAGGAAGAAACCUGUGCACGGGUCACCUUCACACCAACACCAAGCGAACAGGCUGCCUACUCCAGCCGGGGCAUCAUGGGGGACUUUGUGAUUCAAUAUGAUGUGGCUAUGAAGGACGUCAUUGGUGAUGUGCAGAUCUCCGAUGGCUAUUUUGUUCACUAUUUUGCCCCCAGAGACCUACCCCGUAUGCAGAAAAACAUCAUCUUCGUUAUCGAUGUCAGUGGCUCUAUGACCGGAACGAAGCUGAAGCAGACUAAGAAGGCUAUGCAUGUGAUCCUGGGAGACCUGUGCCCAGAAGACUAUUUCAACAUCGUGACCUUCUCUGACACCGUCCACAUCUGGAAGGCUGCCGGCUCCGUCCAGGCUACCCCCCCGAACAUACAAAGAGCCAAAGCCCACGUUGGCAGAAUGGAGGCGGGCAGAUGGACAGAUGUGAAUGCAGCUCUCCUGGCAGCGGCCUCCAUACUGAACCAGACUGGCAGCGCAGGGCCCUCAGGAGAGGCUUGCCUGAUCAUCUUCCUCACAGAUGGGGAACCCACAGCAGGCGUGACCUCACCCGCCCGCAUCCUCGCCAAUGCCCAGAGGGCCCUGGCCGGCCAGGCGGCCCUGUUCGGCCUGGCUUUGGGAGACGAUGCCGACCUGCCCCUCCUCCGCCGCCUCUCGUUGGAGAACCGAGGCAUGGCUCACCGCAUCCGAGAAGACCAGGAUGCUGCCGUGCAGCUCAAGGGCUUCUACGACCGCAUCUCCUCCCCGCUGCUGUCUGACAUCCGCCUCCACUACCAGGCUAGGCAAGCUGGGAGGGCUGACCCAGCAGGGAGCCACUUCCCCAACUACUUCGGGGGCUCUGAGCUGGUGGUGGUGGGCCAGCUAGGUCACGGAGAGCCUGAGCUCUGUGUGCACCUAGAGGCCCAGGGCCCACACAACCGCCUACUCACAGCAUCCCGGAUCGAGAAGGUUGCUGGUGGCAGGGAGCCGGCCUUUGGCUGCCCACCCCACAGGGAGAUCAACCCGGGUCAAGGCUUCCUCCAGCGCCUUUGGGCCUACAUGACCAUCCAGGGCUUGCUGGAGGCCCGCCUCAGAGCCAACGACUCAGCCACCCGCAGACUGCUGACUGACAAGGCGCGCAAUCUCUCUCUGCACUUCCAUUUUGUGACGCCCCUGACCUCGCUUGUCGUGGUGCAGCCACGGGAAGAAGGAGAAGGGCAGCAGGCCCCACAUCCAACCCUGACGGCCGUACUCCAGCCCACAGCCCCCGGGAAGUUCCCAAGGCCUCCUGUCCUGCCCGGCCCCACCAAGCCCCCGCUCCAAGGGGCCAGAUUCACCACCGCUUCACCGGGGCCCUCGUCUGUGGCCAAAGCAGGGCACCCGAGGGCGACCAAACACAAUCUGAUCCCUUCUGUCCCCUGGGUGCGCCCAGCUCCCGGGGAGCCGUCGUCUGUGAAACCCACGGCGUCUCCCCUCUCCAAGAUUGGCUCUCUGUCUCCUCCCAGAGCAAGCCCCAACACUCAUCUGAGUUCUGUCGCCCCGGCACUCCUGACCUCUCCCCAGCCUGGUGCUCUAUUGCACCCCAAACCAAGCAGCUCAUCUUGGUAUAAUCCUGGCUCCUCUGCUCCCCUUCGAUCUGGCUCCUCGACCAUCCCUAAACCCAGCCCCCCAGUUCACCCAAGUCCUAACAUCUUGUCAGCCCCAAAUCGGACUCUGAGCUCCCCAUCUCCUCCCAGAUCGGUGCCGCCAUCCCUCCCCAGAGCUGGCUUUCCACUUCACCUCAAUCCUGAUGCUUCAUUAUCCUCCUCUCUCCCCAAACAGGUUUCCCCAGGUCCCCCUAAACCUGGAUCCCUGUUCCACCCAAAUAUCAAGACUACGAACUUCAGCUCUUCCAAUUUCCCCAAAUCGAGCACCCUACUCCCCCGCAAAGCGGGCCAUCUUUCUUUCCCUAGAACUCCAGCCCCAUUGCCUCCCAAAUCGAAUGUACCCCUCCCACACAAGCCAUCCUCCCCCAGAUCUAAUACCCUGUCCCCCUAUAAAUCUAGCUCCCACUUUCCCCCAGACCUGGCUCCCCAGAUCCCCCAAUCUUCCCUCAGAACCAGUUCCUUACUCCCCUCAAUCCCAAGCUCCCCACCCACCUAUAACUCAAGCACACCCGAGAUCAUCCGUGUCCUCGUUCUCCCCGAGGAGCCGGGCCAACUUCUGGAAAGCCUGCCAGAUUCUGGAUUCUCUGAGUCCUUGAAGCCCCCAGCCAUCUACGCCUUCCCCAACAGCCGCAGCCAAGGCAGCAGACGUGGGAUUCAAGGCGAGCUUCCCAAGUCCCCAGUGGUUUUCACCUUCUCCUCUUCAGUGGAUGGGGAUCCACAUUUCGAGAUCCAGUUGCCAAACUCAGAGAGUAGAAUCUGUUUCACGGUGGAUGGAAGAGCAGGGGACACCCUUCAACUCAUCAGUGACCCUGAAGCAGGGCUGCAGGUCAGCGGCCACCUCUUCGGGGCACCUCCGAAGCCAGGCCACGAGCACCGGAUCCGCACCUACUUUGACAGCAUCGUGGUGUCCGUGGGAAGACUUGAGGCCCCUUUUGUUAUCCACGUGAGCCCCCACCAGGUCGGUCUCAAGAUGGAGGGCUUGACCAAAAGAUUCAGCUGGGACCGGCCUCUUCUCACCUUGCAGCCUAAGCCUGGCCUGGAGCUGAUUCUACAGCACAAGAGCAUCCUCACCAUCCGCCUCAGUUCGCACCUUGAGUUCCUCAUCAGGAGGCAUCGAGACAGGCACCCCACAGCCCUGCGGCGCCCCCAUCUUGGUUUCUACAUAGUUAAUGGGCACGGCCUGAGCCGCUCUGCUCGGGGCCUCCUAGGUGAGAAGAGGUUGUCACAAUUUCCUCUCCUGGAACCCAAGGCCUUCCACCAUCCAGCCUCAACCCUUUCUCCCCAUGUGUGCACAAAGCACACUCCUCUCCUCCCCAGGCCACCCCCCCAUGUGACCCCAGUCUCCAAGACCCCUUUUUGGCUAGGAGAGCUAGAAUUCCAGUUUGGCAAACCCACGAGACUGCGGAUCGACCAAAGCCUUUGGCCCAUCACCCCCGCGCCCUGUGGUCAAUUCCAGCACACAGAUCUCUUUGUGAAGCAAACCGUGAGCGGGGCCUGGCUAGAAGGGCCACAAGGUGCCACCGUGGCCCUGGCUCCUGCUGGCCUGGGCCAGAACUGGCUGUCAAGGAGCCUCUGCUGGAGGGUGAAGCCUCAGGAUGUGGAGAAGCUGCUGGGGAGCCCCUACUGGGCCUUUGUUCUAUAA